AUGGGAGGCUCCCAAAUCACUAGUCAGAAGGAGCUUGACGUGGAGAAACAGCCCUCUCUCUUGCUGCCCAAUCAGACUCAAAACAAGGAUGGAGAAGAGGCUACUAAAAAGGUUGAAGAAACUUUUCAAACUACCACACAAAAUCAGGCGGUCCCUUUUCCUCAGAAGCUUAUAGCAUCCCAGAAAGACAAAGAGUUCAAUCGGUUCCUAAAAAAGAUCAAAGAAAUCUGCAUAGAAGUACCACUGAUAGAUGCGCUGCACCAAAUGCCGAAAAUUGGUCCUGAGCUCAUACCGAGAGCUUUCUGCGACUUGGGGUCCAACGUCAGCAUACUUUCGUACUCCUUAUGCAAGAAGCUGGGCCUCCAGAACAUAAAAUUAACCACUAUGGCACUGCAAUUAGCGGACCACUCAUGCAGAUACCCGAUGGGAAUAGUGGAAGAUGUGCCAGUUGAAGUGGGUGGGUGUAUAGUUCCCACAGAUUUUAUUAUUUUGGAUAUAGAAGAAGAUCCUAAGAUACCGAUUACCCUUGGAAGACCAUUCCUUGCCACAGCUGGAGCCAUCAUCGACGUAAAAAGUUACAGGCUAUGCUUGAAGAUUGGUAAAGAAAAGAUCGAGUUCGAUUUAUCAAAUUCCUCCAUCUUCAACUCCUCCCCUCAGGGACAUUCUCGCAAGAUCAACAUGCACAAAGUCGAGGAGUGCAAUUUCCAUGAGAAUUCUCCUCCAGCAAACAACACGAAAUACAUUUGUCCUGCACUAGCGAAACUGAAGGUGUAG
Messenger RNA from Zingiber officinale, 774 nucleotides. RefSeq lists its product as uncharacterized. NCBI's taxonomy places the organism in Eukaryota, Viridiplantae, Streptophyta, Magnoliopsida, Zingiberales, Zingiberaceae. The record is from RefSeq and is a predicted model, not a curated record. Bases 1 to 774 code for a protein of 257 amino acids. The transcript has 2 exons.